Molecule: messenger RNA, 2649 nt
Organism: Trematomus bernacchii (emerald rockcod)
Lineage: Eukaryota; Metazoa; Chordata; Actinopteri; Perciformes; Nototheniidae
Gene: fbxw10
Product: F-box and WD repeat domain containing 10
Exons: 12
Coding region: 1-2649 (882 amino acids)
Molecular function (GO): protein binding
Source: RefSeq, a predicted model, not a curated record
AUGAAGUCCGCUAAAUUUGGUAUCACCGCAUGCGAUCGGGACAGCGAAAAGGCGGAGGCAUGUCUCUCCAUGUGCGGGAUGUGUCCAUCUUGCGUUUUUGCCCCCAUGCCCCCUGCCUCCAACCGGUGUUGGUGGACGGUGUCGGAUGAAUUCAAGAGGAGGUUCGUGGUGGAGCUGCUGUUACGAUGCAGAAACGUCCAAGUGUUGGAAAGCAUCCAGAGUGUGCUGGGUGUCACAUCGUGGACUUUACUCACGUACGCCCGGUCCAGGAGCCCGACCUCCCCCGAGGACUUCCCCUGCCGCGGGGCGGGCCGGUCGCUGGAGGGGAGACCUCUUGGGGUGAACCUGCAUGAGAUCUGGGACUGGUUCACCAGCAGCCCGGACUGGAUAAAAUCCCGCUACCUUUGCCGGCUUUUCUCACUCUGUGACUCGGAACUAUUGCGCAUGUUGUCUAAUUUAACCAGCGUGCUUCUGGUCAGGCAACAACGAGGGUUUCUGCGGUUUAAUGGUAAAAAAAACCACAUAGGUCAGCAUGAUUCUGAAAGUGAUGUAGACUCGGAGGACCCCGCUCUCAUGGUGGUGCCCGGAUCAGCAAAGUCUGCGUCUGGAGUCAGCCGCUAUCGAGAUUUCAUCAGGGGCCUACCUGUUGAUCUGUCCAAGAGGAUAUUAGGUCUGUUGGAUGAGAACUCUCUGAGAUGCUGCCUGAAGGUUUGCCCAUCCUGGCAGCACCUCGCAAAGGAAACCAUAGAGGAAAUCAAGUUCAGAAGAUAUUUCCAGGAUCAAAUUGAGGCAAUGAUGAAGAAGGGUAAAGGUAUGAAUAAAGUCAGUUCCACUUACGCCAACAUCGUUGAAGUUCCUGUACCAAUCAAAACGGAUGAGAAAGUGGUUAUUCAUGCUCGUGUCCAAAAGGUCAAGCCAUUUGAAGCUGCUUAUGCCAAAAUCAAAGCCAAGAUGGUGCCAAUGGAGGAGCGAAAUGUUUACUGUGGUGCAUAUUUCACCAAGGUGCUGCUGGACAAAGAGGACCCUCAUCGGGUGGUGGACUACAGAGGAGGAUUGUUUAUGGCGACGGGCUCCAAGGACCGCUUGGUGCAUCUGCUUCAUGUGGGGUCAGAAACAAAGAUGGUGUCGGUGAUGAAGGGCCAUGUGGGCAGCGUCCGGGCGGUGCUGCUGUGUGAGGACAGAGAGCUGCUGAUCACUGCCAGCUGCGACGCCAGCAUCAGGUGUUGGUGUUUAAAGACAGACAGGUGUGUGAUGAUGCUGUACGGUCACACUGGCACUGUUAACUGCCUGGGUGUCCACGCUGAUCGCCUUGUCUCAGGAGGUAAAGACUGUUUAGUUAAAGUGUGGAGUCUACACACAGGGAAGAUUUUUGAGGAUUUUCAUUUCAAGCACACAAGCCCUGUUCAGUGUGUGAGGAUCAACAUGAGGACGGUGUUCAGCAGCUGUGAUCGGGGCUUUGUCAAAAUAUGGGACAUGGAGAACGCAUUGCUGCUCAGGGUGAUAGAUGCCCACAGGAGCUCAGUGAGGUGCCUGUUCUUCGACGAAUGGCAUUUUUUAUCUGGAGACACCAGUGGGCAGGUCAUGGCCUGGAGUUUAAACUGUGGCGUUAAAGAGUGUCUGAUGACCUUCCCCCACCCAAAGGAGGUAAAAUCUAUGACUCUUGUUUACCUGCGUGUUAUCACUGGCUGUGUGGAUGGGAAGAUUCGUAUAUUUAAUUUCCUCACCGGAGAUUGUCUGAGAGAGAUCACGGCAGAGGCUGAAACAGUCCGAAUACUGUCGCUGCACUUCCAUGACAACCGAAUAAUAGUGAAUGCGACGUCAGGUGUGAAGCUCUACCAGUUUGCCAAAGUGUUCUGGGAAUACAGCGAGUCAGCUGAGGGAGGCCAGGGCGAUGCUGGGACUCAGAACGGUUUGGUUUCUGAAAACACAGCAGUCUCACUGAGAAAACUUUGCGUCACCUCUGCCGGGUCAGAUCACACAGCACAGAAGAACAGGAAGAAGUCAGAGAGAGCGGAGCUGCUUUACCACACCCGCUUUCUGCCUUCCAUCACUAAAGCACAAGCCAGAGAGCGCUGUGUGACUGCCCCGUCCGUGAUGCUGAGUGAGAAGGCAACAAGUGACCGGAUCAAGAGGAGGGGGCUUCAUCAUCCUCUGAGCCGAGACUCCAUCCUCCUAAAGGUCAAUGCCAUCCAUAAGGCGCAGUGCAGGGAUGAAGUCAGCAUCAACAUGGAGUGCAACGCCCGGCUGCGAGACUCCUGGGGCCCCGACACGUCUCAGGACUCUCAGCUCUGGGACAGCCUUCAUACUCAGGAUGUUCCUCUCAGGAGGGCUAAAACCUGCGUUCCAAUUUUAAACAGAGAUGUCAGUCAAAAUAUGACGAACAAGAUCCAAGGCAGAGCCAUCUCCACCGCCCCCGACACUCCGAGGAGACGCCCUACCUAUUUAUUUCCUAAAAAAACACAGCCUCACAGUGCUGACACAUUUAAGCGAGUAGGUGGAUUCAAAGAGUGCACCCUCAUGAGAUCGCUGCCUAAUCCAGAUCGCUCCAUGAAAACUGGCACCAGCUUGCCCAGGAUCAGCCCUGUGAGUCCAUUCAGAGAGCAGGGAGGGCUCCGGCUGCUCACAGUGAAAAAGGCUGGGAGAUUUUAG